Trypanosoma rangeli is the source of this 996-nucleotide messenger RNA. RefSeq lists its product as uncharacterized. Lineage: Eukaryota; Euglenozoa; Kinetoplastea; Trypanosomatida; Trypanosomatidae. The transcript has a single exon. The coding region runs from base 1 to 996 and encodes 331 amino acids. The record is from RefSeq and is a predicted model, not a curated record.
AUGGGAUCGCCAAAAGCAAAUACACUUUCCACCAUUGAGAAAAAGUACCCUGCUUACGCCACCGCAAUACGCGUCGCUUAUGGCGUGGUAAUGAAGGGGUUAAAUGCACUUGACUACGCCUACCCCAUCGGAGAGCACAUCUACGAGAAGGUCGUGGAGGCCUCCUCACCGUUGCGGGAGCAUGGCUUGCAGUACCUUUGGCCGCUGCUUAUUGGGUUCUGUGUCUGCUUCUUUGGUGGGUGCUACACUCUGCUAAUCACUUCGGUGGAGGUAGUGUACCUCACCACAUGGGAUACCGUGAGGAGGAACCUGAGCACACUCUACGCAAAUUACUGUGCGGCACGAGAGGCUAGCUUGAAGGACGACCUUUUGGAUGAAGAUCAAAAUGGCGUUCCCGACGUGCAAGAAAUUUCCCGCAAUGAACUCUUCUCGCGCAAGCUCGGUGUGUUUCUUCGCUCCGUGGAUCCCGUUGGUUUGAAGGAGGCCUUUCACGGUUUGAUCUUCGCAGUUCUUGCAGUUCUUGCGGCUCUGAAGAGCAGAUUCGCCAACGCGCUGGUGUUCGCCUGCGGCCUUGCCAACGCCAUGGGAUCCCACUUCCCAUUAAAAGACUUUAUUGAAGAUUUCCUCCCGCCUGAGCAAAAAAAAUUGGCUGAUGCCAUCACGUUUUGCACCCUGAACUUCAUCGGCGUGACAAUCGCUACGGUGUUGCAGCGGCACGUCAUGGCCUUGCAUUGCGCUUUGCGUGGUGCCACAAUGCUCGUUGGGAACGCCAUUGCCUUUGGAAAGGAAGCGGGGCUCGUAGAGGAGGGCGUGGCCAUCAGCAGCCAGCGCAGCUCGGCCCUCGUCGGUGCGCUGGCGUGUAUGGGGUUUCUCUGGCAGGCGUCGAACGGCUUUUCGGCGCCGUUUCCGUUUAACAUCUUGCUUUUUCCACUUUCCCUGGCCGAGUGGCUGCUCGGGGCCAUCUUCACCGCCACUUUGGUAUCCGGCGUAGUGUGA